Molecule: messenger RNA, 2980 nt
Organism: Nomascus leucogenys (northern white-cheeked gibbon)
Lineage: Eukaryota; Metazoa; Chordata; Mammalia; Primates; Hylobatidae
Gene: SCNN1D
Product: sodium channel epithelial 1 delta subunit
Exons: 13
Coding region: 203-2545 (780 amino acids)
Biological process (GO): sodium ion transmembrane transport
Cellular component (GO): membrane
Molecular function (GO): ligand-gated sodium channel activity
Source: RefSeq, a predicted model, not a curated record
GUUAGUGGGCGCGAGAGCCCCGGACCCCGAAGCCGCGCGCUUCGCUCCCCAUGGGCCACGGCCCAGGGCGGCAGGUCCGGCUGAGGGCGACCCCAGUGGAGAAAGGACCCCGACCCUCCCGACUCCCGGCUCCGGGCUCCGGCCUCGUCCUCCGCUCCCACGCCCCGCCCGGCCUUUAGGGGAGGUGCAGCGCGGCCCGGGCAUGGAGCGUCCCGGGCCCCUGGAGACUCGGCGGAGGGUUGGGCUCCAGGGAGCUCAGAGCUCUCUCGUUCAGGGACCCGAGAGUGACACGCGUGGGAUCGCUUUGCAACCCACGUCUGCACCCCUGCACCCUCCCCUGCAGGAGCCCUCCCAGCCCCAGGACGCCCCCGCCCCAGCACCAUCCCCCUGCAGGGGCCUGCCCAGCCCCGGGAUGCCCCUGACAUCCCCUUGGACAGACUGCAGAAAGCGCGGGGCGCUGCGUCCUCUCCACCUCUCUCUGACCCCAGACACAUUGGGAGGGAGCGGAGGCCACAGGCUCCAUCCUGCUUCAGAGCUGCCGGCUGCCCCGGCAAUGGCUGAGCACCGAAGCAUGGACGGGAGAAUGGAAGCAGCCACACGGGGGGGCUCCCACCUCCAGGCUGCAGCCCAGACGCCCCCCAGGCCGGGGCCACCAUCAGCGCCACCGCAGCCGCCCAAGGAGGGGCACCAGGAGGGGCUGGUGGAGCUGCCCGCCUCGUUCCGGGAGCUGAUCACCUUCUUCUGCACCAACGCCACCAUCCACGGCGCCAUCCACCUGGUCUGCUCCCGUGGGAACCGCCUCAAGACGACGUCCUGGGGGCUGUUGUCCCUGGGAGCCCUGGUCGCGCUCUGCUGGCAGCUGGGGCUCCUCUUUGAGCGUCACUGGCACCGCCCGGUCCUCAUGGCUGUCUCUGUGCACUCAGAGCGCAAGCUGCUCCCGCUGGUCACCCUGUGUGACGGGAACCCACGCCGGCCGAGUCCGGUCCUCCGCCAUCUGGAGCUGCUGGACGAGUUUGCCAGAGAGAACAUUGAGGCCCUGUACAGUGUCAACUUCAGCAAAGGCAGAGCCGCCCUCUCUGCCCCUGUCCCCCGCCGCGAGCCCCACUUCCACCUGGACCAGGAGAUCCGUCUGCAGAGGCUGAGCCACUCAGGCAGCCGGGUCAGAGUGGGGUUCAGACUGUGCAACAGCACGGGCGGCGACUGCUUUUACCGCAGCUACGCGUCAGGCGUGGCAGCUGUCCAGGACUGGUACCACUUCCACUAUGUGGAUAUCCUGGCCCUGCUGCCUGCGGCGUGGGAGGACAGCCACGGGAGCCAGGACGACCACUUCGUCCUCUCCUGCAGUUACGAUGGCACAGACUGCCAGGCGCGACAGUUCCGGACCUUCCACCACCCCACCUAUGGCAGCUGCUACACGGUCGAUGGCAUCUGGACAGCUCAGCGCCCCGGCAUCACCCACGGUGAGUGCCAGCCCCUGGCCGGUGCGGGGGCAGGGGACAGGUCAGGUGGCCUCACACCAGCCCUUGGCCUCCCAGGAGUCGGCCUGGUCCUCAGGGUUGAGCAGCAGCCUCACCUCCCUCUGCUGUCCACGCGGGCCGGCAUCAAGGUCAUGGUUCACGGCCGUAACCACACGCCCUUCCUGGGGCACCACAGCUUCAGUAUCCGGCCAGGGACGGAGGCCACCAUCAGCAUCCGAGAGGAUGAGGUGCACCGGCUCGGGAGCCCCUACGGCCACUGCACGGCAGGCAGGGAAGGCGUGGAGGUGGAGCUGCUAUACAACACCUCCUACACCAGGCAGGCCUGCCUGGUGUCCUGCUUCCAGCAGCUGAUGGUGGAGACCUGCUCCUGUGGCUACUACCUCCACCCUCUGCCGGCGGGGGCUGAGUACUGCAGCUCUGCCCGGCACCCUGCCUGGGGACACUGCUUCUACCGCCUCUACCAGGACCUGGAGACCCACCGGCUCCCCUGUACCUCCCGCUGCCCCAGGCCCUGCAGGGAGUCUGCAUUCAAGCUCUCCACUGGGACCUCCACGUGGCCUUCCGCCAAGUCAGCUGGCUGGACUCUGGCUGCGCUAGGUGAACAGGGACUGCCGCGUCAGAGCCACAGACAGAGGAGCAACCUGGCCAAAGUCAACAUUGUCUACCAGGAGCUCAACUACCGCUCAGUGGAGGAGGCGCCCGUGUAUUCGGUGCCGCAGCUGCUCUCGGCCAUGGGCAGCCUCUGCAGCCUGUGGUUUGGGGCCUCCGUCCUCUCCCUCCUGGAGCUCCUGGAGCUGCUGCUCGACGCUUCUGCCCUCACCCUGCUGCUAGGUGGCCGCCGGCUCCACAGGGCGUGGUUCUCCUGGCCCAGAGCCAGCCCUGCCUCAGGGGCGUCCACCAUCAAGCCAGAGGCCAGUCAGAUGCCCACGCCUGCAGGUGGGACGUCAGACCACCCGGGGCCCAGCAGACCUCAUCUCCCACGGAUGAUGCUUCCAGGGGUUCUGGCGAGAGUCUCAACUGAAGAGAGUUGGGCUGGGACCCAGCCCCUUGAAACUCUGGACACCUGAACCAGACCUGCCAGGGCUGUGCGAUCUCUUGGCCUGGUCCUUGGAGCUGUGGCAGCAGCAGGCUCCCCAGCGGCCCAGGGUGGGCCAGACCAGCGGCUGCAGGGCCUUCCCAGAUCAUCCAGCGGCCCAGGAAGCAGCACACGCGGCCAUGGAGAGGCAGGCACCAGGCAUGUCGGCGCCUCUGGUCAACCACCCUGGGGUGGGUCUCAAGGAGGCCCAGGGCGGAGGGGGGUUCCCGCGUGCACACAAGUGCAGCUGGACGUGCUGACACGCUGUGAUGUGCCCGUGCUCCCUGUGUCUGUCUGUGCAUGUCUACACGUCUGAUGCACCUGUGUACGUGUGUCAAGCCUAGCCACCUCAGCUGCAGGGAGGCAGAAGGCAAGGCGGGCCCCACGGACACACUUGGGCUGCUCUGAAAUAAAGCUGUUGACUCCA